AUGACUGAGCUCACAGGCAGAGUGUCUCCAAGCCCACUUGGUGUUGUUACAGCUCCCUGUGUGUCCAAAGUGGAGCUUCGUGUUUCCUGCAAAUCUUUGCUGGACAGAGAUACUCUCAAUAAAUCUGAUCCAUCUGUGGUACUUUUGAUGCAGUCUCAAGGACAUUGGGUGGAGGUUGAUCGGACUGAAGUUAUAAAGAGUAACUUGCAUCCAGUCUUCUCUAAAAUUUUCAAUGUGGAUUAUUACUUUGAGGAGGUUCAGAAGCUUCGGUUUGAAGUCUAUGAUAUUCACGGCCACUGCAGUAUUGGUACACGAGAUGAUGACUUUUUGGGUGGGGUGGAAUGCACACUUGGGCAAAUUGUUGCUCAAAAGAAAAUGACAAAGCCCUUGUUCCUAAAGUAUGGAAAAUACGCCGGAAAGUCUACAAUUACGGUUAUUGCAGAGGAAAUAAAUGGAAACAAUGGCUACGUAGAAUUAGCCUUCUGUGCUAAGAAACUGGAUGAUAAGGAUCUUUUCAGCAAAUCAGAUCCUUUUCUGGAGAUAUACAGGAUUAAUGAUGAUGAGUCUGAGCAACUUGUCUACAGGACAGAGGUUAUCAAGAACAACCUGAAUCCUGUGUGGGAGUCAUUUAAAGUUUCCCUGAGUUCACUUUGCAGUUGUGAUGAAAAGAGACAGCUAAAGUGUUUGGUCUGGGAUUACGAUAGCCGUGGAAAACAUGACUUCAUUGGAGAGUUUUACUCCACAUUUGAGGAACUGCGGAAGGCAAUGGGAGAAAACAAGAUCCAUUGGGACUGUGUUAAUCCAAAAUAUAAAGCAAAAAAGAGACAUUAUAAAAACUCUGGAACUGUCAUACUAAAAGAUUGUAAGUUGCACAGGGUAUAUUCCUUUCUAGAUUACAUAAUGGGAGGAUGCCAGAUUCACUUUACGGUAGCCAUUGACUUCACAGCUUCAAAUGGAGACCCACGAAACAGCUGUUCUUUACAUUACAUCAAUCCCUAUCAGCCCAACGAGUAUCUGAAAGCACUUAUCUCUGUUGGUGAGAUCUGUCAAGAUUAUGACAGUGAUAAGAAAUUUUCUGCCUUGGGAUUUGGAGCAAGAAUUCCUCCUAAUUAUGUGGUUUCACACAAUUUUGCCAUUAAUUUCAAUUCUGAAGAUGAUGAAUGUGAAGGAAUACAAGGAGUAGUUGAGUCGUAUCAGAGCUGCCUACCUAAAAUCCAACUUUAUGGGCCAACAAAUGUGUCUCCUAUCAUAAGCAAGGUGGCGAAGGUGGCUGCUGAGGAGGAGAAAACCAAAGAAGCCUCUCAAUAUUAUAUCCUACUGAUUCUAACAGAUGGUGUCGUUACUGAUAUGGCGGAUACAAGGGAGGCAAUAGUCCGAGCAUCAUACCUUCCAAUGUCCAUCAUCAUUGUUGGUGUUGGGAAUGCAGAUUUUACAGACAUGCAGAUACUAGAUGGUGAUGAUGGGGUUUUACGAUCACCAAAGGGGGAACCUGUGCUAAGAGACAUUGUUCAGUUUGUCCCCUUCCGUGAAUUUAAAAAUGCUUCUCCAGCAGCUUUGGCCAAAUGUGUCUUAGCAGAAGUUCCAAAACAAGUUGUGGAGUAUUACAGUUACAAGGCUAUUCCUCCAAAAUGUCCAACAAUGGAUUCCUCUGAAUCAGCAUGCACAACUCCGGAAUAA
Pristis pectinata (smalltooth sawfish) is the source of this 1677-nucleotide messenger RNA. It is a transcript of the gene cpne7, whose product is annotated as copine VII. Bases 1 to 1677 code for a protein of 558 amino acids. The transcript has 15 exons. NCBI's taxonomy places the organism in Eukaryota, Metazoa, Chordata, Chondrichthyes, Rhinopristiformes, Pristidae. The record is from RefSeq and is a predicted model, not a curated record. Gene Ontology annotation, cellular component: plasma membrane. Gene Ontology annotation, biological process: cellular response to calcium ion. Gene Ontology annotation, molecular function: calcium-dependent phospholipid binding.